AUGGAUCUACAGAACGGAUUAAGUGUGUUUAGUGAGGAACCACAAUAUCAGUUAGUGUUUAGUGAGGAACCAAGUGUGAAGUUCACAGGCCGAGAAGAAUUUAUUCCACAGUCGGAGUUUGAAGUGGAAGUGCGUCGUGUAGAGACGGUUGAAGAUAUUCUUACUCAUGGAGCCGGAGCUAUUGGACUCAGUGUGGGUGUGAUGGGUCUUGUUGGGGUUAGUGUCAAGGUGAAGGUAGCUGUGACUAAGCAGACCACUCGGAAAUCAGUAAUGUGGAUGUCAAAAUAUCGGUUACAAACUGGAGUUAUUUCCCUGCGAGACGCAAGAGGGCCUCCUCUCCCAGAUGACAGCCUGACUUCGCUAUAUCUGAGCGAGAUCGUUGUGGGUGGGGAAGAGAUACUGUUGGUUAGUAUGGAGUUUAAUGACGAGAAAACCAGAGUUGAAGUAGAAAUCACGAUCAAAAUAAAGAUACUGUUCUUCACCAUUUCUGCCAAGAUGAACUUUAUCAAGGAAAAUAGAAAGUCCACAGCUUCGGUGGAGGUGGGUUCUGUUAGUAAAGUUGAAAAGAUCCUUUAGAUUUGCGAAGAAAAUAUUUUUACCGAGAAUCAGUCA
Limulus polyphemus (Atlantic horseshoe crab) is the source of this 612-nucleotide messenger RNA. RefSeq lists its product as uncharacterized. The transcript has 3 exons. Lineage: Eukaryota; Metazoa; Arthropoda; Merostomata; Xiphosura; Limulidae. The coding region runs from base 1 to 576 and encodes 191 amino acids. The record is from RefSeq and is a predicted model, not a curated record.